Messenger RNA from Penicillium cinerascens, 1131 nucleotides. RefSeq lists its product as uncharacterized. Lineage: Eukaryota; Fungi; Ascomycota; Eurotiomycetes; Eurotiales; Aspergillaceae. The transcript is spliced from 5 exons. Bases 1 to 1131 code for a protein of 376 amino acids. The record is from RefSeq and is a predicted model, not a curated record.
AUGUCGGCCAAUUCGACAACGGUGUCUUCGGGGGUGAGCCCUCCUCUCACGACGGAUAAUGACCAUAACCAUAGCGGACUGGUUGUGGUCAUCACCGCAUUCAAUCUGUGUCUGGUUUUGUUUUCUGUCGCAGCUCGCACCUUCUCUUCGUACCAUAGAAAUAGUCUGCAGCGAGAUGAUUAUACAUUUGGCGCUCUCGUGCUUGCAGCAAUUUGCCAGAUCGUAAUCGUGUUUUGCCAGGUCCACUAUGGGUGGGGAACUCCGAUCGGUGGCAUCGAGACCACGAGCAAAGAGCAAAUGUUGAAGACUGUAUAUCUUGCCGAUAUAUUUUCCAUUCUUGUGCUCGGCCUUUCAAAGAUGACAACCUGCUUGUUCUAUGAGGGCCUAUUUUCCCAGAUGCAACGUCGACUUUCCUUUGUCAUUCUUCUGGUAAUGAUCGCGUGGACAAUACUAUCCGCAUUUCUGUUGGGAAUACGGUGUUCUUCUAGUCCCUGGUCCGAAAUCAGUGCAACUGAUUGCAGUGGAUUACUUACCCGCUGGGAUGUCAUUACAGCCCUCGAUAUUUCCACCGAGAUUGUACUUCUUUUGUAUGCGGCAUUUGCAAUUCACAAAGUCAGGAUCUCGACCAAGAAAAAAAUCGUCGUGUUUUGCGCUCUCGAGAGUCGGAUUUUGGUUAUCCCCGUCGCGGCAAUCCGUCUGCACUUCAUCCAAGCCCAACUCUCCUCGGAAGAUCCAACUCUCUCCGGCUCCUUUGCCACAGUCUCAACGGAGACAUACAUAGGUCUUAGUGUCAGCUGCCUCUUGACGGCCUUUCUUAAGUCCUUCGUUGCAGUCUACGAAGACGAUAUCGGGAUAACAUAUACGUAUCGAGGGCCAUGGAAGUCUGAAUUAAAAGGCACUUCUCAGUCUAAUUUCCGGUCAAGAACUGCUGCGCCGAAGGAAACACCAUCUCGAAAUCUCCCCAGUCGUUUGAGAAUAGAGCCAGGAAUAAAGGGCUGGGAGCGAGAAGAGGACCCCAUCAUCGAAUUAUCUGAGGGUAUUCAAGGGCAUCAAAAUAUGAGAACUGUACAUUUAAGCGUGCGAGACGAGUUUAUAGAGCUACCAGAACGAAGUGAAACUACAAGUAUUUAA